AUGAAUAGAAUUAACGAAAACAUGGUGACAUUUGGUGAUUUAUUUACAAAAGGUAUAAGCGGAAUGAAGAAUGUGUCCAUGCUUCUAGAGACUAAUGCAAUAGCGGAAGAAUUUGCAGAUAGAAUGGCAGUUAUAGGAGUUCUUAAAUUGGUCGAAAUGAACGCAAGUUGUCCUAAUUUAUCAUUCGUGAAGAAUGUAAAUUUCCACACGAAGAAUAUAAAUGUAAUUAAAGUUAUUGAUCUUACUGGAUAUUUUGCCUAUCUAAGUGGUCUGUUUAUGAAAGAUGAAUUCAUCUUUACGCAUAGUCAGUUAUUGAAAGUAUUCAAAUAUAGUGACAACGGAGACUGUCUGGCUGAACUAAAGCUACCAAACAGUCUCUACGAUAUAGAUAAAAUAAAUGACACAAUAGUUGCGAUAUCAGCAAACUUAAAUAACAUGUUUAUCAUCAACACGCAUGACAUGUCAUUGUGCCGUAGAAUUGAAAACACAUAUCCAGUUCAUGGAUUCUGUCAUAUCAAUGGAGAAUUUAUUCUUGCAUGUAGUAAUACUUUAACCUGGAUAAACACUUUCACUGGUGUCAAAAACGAACAGGCCAGAACAAACGGGAAUACCUAUUUUAUUCAUGCAGAAGACCGAAAACAUUAUAUUUGUGCAGAUGGAAAAAAUGCAGUGACCAGAAUGGUUAAUAAUACAAAAGCAUUUACUUACACAAAUAGUAAGCUUAAAAGCCCGAGAGAUAUAGAUGUCGAUUGUGAAGGUAAUGUGUAUAUUUGCGGAUAUAAAUCAGAAAAUAUACACCAACUCAGUAACAAUGGCAAGCUGGUUAGAAUUUUUCCAACCGAUAAAAUUGGAAUCAAACAACCGUGGGUUAUACGUUUCAAGAAAAAUAGCAACCAGUUUUUUGUCACAUGCUAUCGAACAGGAAAAGUUGUCGUGUGCGAAAUUAUUUGAUUUUGUAGAGUAAAAUAUUUUAGUCAAGUUGUAAUUGUGAGUUGUUUUAAAUAUUGUCUAAUAAGUAAGUAAGAUAAAUAAAAGGGAAGUAAACAUUAAAUAAUAUAAU
Messenger RNA from Mytilus californianus (California mussel), 1060 nucleotides. RefSeq lists its product as uncharacterized. The record is from RefSeq and is a predicted model, not a curated record. The coding region runs from base 1 to 951 and encodes 316 amino acids. The transcript has a single exon. NCBI's taxonomy places the organism in Eukaryota, Metazoa, Mollusca, Bivalvia, Mytilida, Mytilidae.